Messenger RNA from Aspergillus clavatus NRRL 1, 879 nucleotides. RefSeq names its product osmosensor SHO1 (gene sho1). Lineage: Eukaryota; Fungi; Ascomycota; Eurotiomycetes; Eurotiales; Aspergillaceae. The transcript has 4 exons. Gene Ontology annotation, molecular function: protein binding. The coding region runs from base 1 to 879 and encodes 292 amino acids. The record is from RefSeq and is a predicted model, not a curated record.
AUGGCGCGAUUCAGAGCAAGCAAUAUUCUGGGCGACCCCUUCGCCCUCGCAACGAUCUCCAUCGCGAUACUCGCGUGGAUAAUCGCUUUUAUUUCAUCCAUCAUCGCAAACAUCAAGAUGGCGGAUUAUCCAAAUCAUGCGUGGUGGGCAAUCGCCUACAUGUUCUGUUGCACCAUUGGAGUCACGGUUGUCGUUGGUUCAGAUACCGGUCUGGUCUAUGGUGUAGCGGUUGUGGGAUAUCUUUCUGCCGGUCUCGUGUUGACCAGUCUGUCGGUCAACACUUUGGUCUAUAAGGGCAAUUCCUCCGCGCAAGCUGCAGCUGCUGGAUUCAUUCUUCUGUCUAUGAUCAUUAUCGUCUGGAUAUUCUACUUCGGAUCGACCCCUCAAGCGACGCAUCGCGGCUUCAUCGACUCCUUCGCGCUCAACAAGGAAGGCGGCAACGCGUAUGGAAACGGUCGACCCAUUUCGACAGCAUUUGGUCAUCGCCCUGAGACAACCUCCACGAGCGCACCGCAGAUGUAUACUUCGGCCCAACUCAACGGCUUCGAGACCUCGUCCCCCAUUUCAGGUUAUCCGGGCGGCGCCCCUGGAUCGGAGAACCGCAGCUCUUCGCAACCUCGUUUCGGCAAUCCAUCUGCCAGCAACCUUCCGGCAAAUAAUAACGGGCAGUCACAAGACGAAGUUCCGCAGCCGACCGAAUACCCGUACCGAGCCAAGGCGAUUUACUCUUAUGAUGCCAACCCCGAAGACGCCAACGAAAUCAGUUUCAGCAAGCAUGAAAUCCUCGAAGUAUCCGAUGUCAGCGGCCGAUGGUGGCAGGCCAGAAAAUCCAGCGGAGAGACCGGUAUUGCUCCAUCGAAUUAUCUAAUUCUGCUGUGA